Melitaea cinxia (Glanville fritillary) is the source of this 2553-nucleotide messenger RNA. It is a transcript of the gene mal, whose product is annotated as molybdenum cofactor sulfurase. The transcript has 6 exons. Gene Ontology annotation, molecular function: pyridoxal phosphate binding; molybdenum cofactor sulfurtransferase activity; molybdenum ion binding. Lineage: Eukaryota; Metazoa; Arthropoda; Insecta; Lepidoptera; Nymphalidae. The record is from RefSeq and is a predicted model, not a curated record. Gene Ontology annotation, biological process: Mo-molybdopterin cofactor biosynthetic process.
AUUUCGUCACAUUUACGUUAUGAGCCGUAGGAAUAACAACAACCAAACUGUUUACUUUGAAUAGACACGAAAUCGGAAGAAAUGUCAGUUUUAAGCAAUAUUAUUGAUGGUCAGCGGAUGAGAAUAAUAAGAAAUGAGUUUGCUAGAUUAGGAGAGAAAUGCUAUUUAGACAAUGCAGGAACAGCACUAUAUCCAGAAUCACUAUUAAAAAUAGUUAAUGAUGAUCUACUUAAAAAUGUAUACAUGAAUCCUCACUCAGAUAAGUACACAAGAGACUGCGUAGAACAAAUUAGAUGUACAAUUCUAAACCAUUUCAACUCAGACACAUCUACCUAUAGUGUAAUAUUCACAUCUGGGACCACUCAAUCUCUAAAACUUGUAUUAGAAUCAUUUCAGUUUCAAAAUAAUAAUGAAGAAAAUGGAUCUUUGAUUUAUCUUAGAGAUAAUCACACAUCAGUUAUUGGUCUUAGAGAAUUAGUUGAAAAAAAACAUGUUGAUGUAGUUCACAUAUCUCAUAGUGAAUUUUUGACAUCAUUAAAAAAAUCACAAGUAUCAGACCAAGGCUGUCAGGAAAGAAAUGAACUCAAAAGCAACACAUUACUUGUAUAUCCUAUGCAAAGUAAUUUUAAUGGCUUUAAGUAUCCUGUAAAUUCUUUAAAUAGUAUAAAAAAUGGCUGCUUAAGUGGUUAUUUAAAAAAACAACUAUGUGAAGUUAAUUGUAAUUGGUACACUUUACUGGAUGCCGCAUCUUUUGUCGCAACAAGUAAACUUGAUUUAUCUAUUACGCAACCCGAUUUUGUGUGUUUAUCUUUCUAUAAAAUAUUUGGAUUUCCGACUGGAUUAGGAGCACUGCUGGUAAAAAAUAGCAGUGCCAAUAUACUUAGUCAGAAAAGGUACUUUGGUGGAGGAACUGUGGAUAUUGCACUUAGCAGUGAAGAUUUUCAUAUAAAACGAUCAACUCUUCAUGAAAGGUUUGAAGAUGGAACUCUUCCAUUUUUGUCCAUCAUUGCUUUGAAACAUUGUUAUGAUACACUUUCUCACCUGAUACCUAAAACUAUAAAUGAUAAUAUUAUGGAAACAAUAUCAUAUCAUACAUAUUAUUUAGCUAAGGAUUUAUAUGAACAGUUGAAGGAUCUCAAGCAUGCAAAUGGUGCUAAAGCAGCUAUAUUAUAUAUGGACACAGAUUUUACAGACAUAAAAACACAGGGAGGAAUAGUUACAUUUAAUUUAUUGAGGCAAGACGGUUCUUAUAUUGGAUACGCUGAGUUUCAGCACAUGGCAGACUUAUUUGAUAUCAGCAUAAGAACAGGAUGCUUUUGUAAUUCAGGAUCAUGUCAAAGACAUUUGAAUAUAUCUAAUAAGGAAAUGAAAGCUAUGUAUAAAGCUGGACAUAAAUGUGGAGAUGAAAUAGACUUGAUAGAUGGAAAACCAACAGGAGCUGUAAGAGUUUCAUUUGGCUACCACAAUACAUUUGAAGACGUAGAUAAGUUAAUACUAAUGAUAAAUAAAUGUUUAUUUAAAAGUAUCCAUAUCCACAAACCUGAACGCACAAUGAUAAAUUUCAAUAACAAUAAUAAGCAAACAAUAAAUUUAACCUCAAAAGAACCAAAAUCCGUAAUUAUAAAUGUCAAAAAAUUCAUCAGUGGGUAUGGGCUACCAGAAUCAGCAUGUAAUCAAAAUUCAAAGAUGAUAUUGUCUGAAAUUGCAAUAUUUCCUAUUAAAUCCUGUGGUGCUUUUAAAAUAAAAACAGGAUGGAAGAUAGGGAGAAAAGGAUUCGAAUAUGAUAGAGAGUGGAUGAUUAUUAAGGAUAAUGGUGUUUGUCUUACUCAAAAGCAAAACACAUUGAUGUGUAAAAUACAACCAUUUGUUGACUUGGAGAAGAAAUGUCUUACACUGUGCUUUAGUGGACAACAGCCCAUAUCAGUACCUCUGGAUCCCACAAAUAACAACCGAUCUAUAGAGACACAAAUUUGUCAAAGUAAAGUUUGUACAGAUGUUGUAAAAGGCUAUGAUUGCGGUGACGAAGUUGCUGAUUGGAUAUCAAAUGCUUUAGGCAUUUCCUAUUUGAGAUUAAUAAAACAAUCUUCAGAAAGGCUUCAAAAACAAAAAAUUGAUGGAGAACAAAGAAUGUUAUCAUUAUGUAACCAAGCUCAAUAUCUUUUAGUAAACAAAGCAACAGUUAGAUGGUUGAAAAGCAAAAUAACAGACAUAUCAUUUACUGAUGACAUUGAUUCAUUAGUUGAUAGAUUUAGAGGAAAUUUAAUUAUUGAUACAUCUCAAGAACUUAUAGAAAGAGACUGGCAAAAAGUAGUAAUCGGGAAACAUGAGUUUAAGGUAGAGGGGCAGUGUUCACGUUGCCAAAUGGUGUGCAUUGAUCAAAAAACUGGUGAGAAAACUGUAGAACCCUUGAGGACUAUAUCUCAAGAGUUUGGUGGAAAACUUCGUUUUGGCAUUUAUUUAAGCUAUAUUGGACCUAUAAAUGGUUAUAAGAAUUGCGUUUUAGAAACAUAUGCUGAAGUAAAAACUCUUUGAAAUGAGUUUAAUUUAAAAUAA